This is a messenger RNA of Schistosoma turkestanicum, 441 nucleotides long. NCBI's taxonomy places the organism in Eukaryota, Metazoa, Platyhelminthes, Trematoda, Strigeidida, Schistosomatidae. The record is from the annotation of a GenBank genome assembly.
AUGGAAGUAAUGUUUGUAAAUACAAUUCAUGAAACAAUUACAGUUACGUAUAAACUAUUCAGCAUUUUAAUUCCUAAAGCAGGAUUGUUGUUUGAACAAAUAUGGGAUAGUGAAUUGGCAAUGAAAGCUAAUGAAUUGGGUGCUAAACUGUGUACAAACAAUCAUAGUAAUCUAGACAUGAGAAAUACAAUGCAACGAAAAUGUGUUCAUCAAAAUGUUAUAGUAUCGAAUGACGACUAUUCAAUUGCUGUCUUAUCAUGGAUGAUGGAAAGUCAGUAUUAUAAUAUUGAAACGAAUCGAUGCAAUGUAGUGAAUGGUUGUGAAAAUUUCCAAAAUAUGAUUCUACCAGGAACAGUUUAUCUGGGAUGUGGUAUUCAUUAUUGUCCACAAUUGUCAACUACUGAAAAACAGCUGAUUGUUUGUAAUUAUUCGCCAGAAUAA